GAGCCGCACACUUUAACCUCUCUUCUCUUGAUAGACGAUCAUCACCACAUCCACAACAAGCGCCGGGAAAAGAAAAGAUGGCGUCGAGAGAGCAAGUAAAGGCGUCGCACAUUCUGAUAAAGCACCAAGGAUCUCGUAGGAAGGCGUCGUGGAAGGAUCCCGAAGGAAAGAUCAUAAUGACUACCACGAGAGAAGCAGCCGUCGAACAGCUCAAAUCGAUCCGCGAAGACAUUCUCUCUGGCAAAGCUAACUUCGAGGAUGUUGCCACUCGCGUUUCCGACUGUAGCUCCGCCAAACGCGGCGGCGAUCUAGGUCCGUUUGGGAGAGGUCAAAUGCAGAAACCGUUUGAGGAGGCAACAUACGCACUCAAGGUUGGUGAUAUAAGCGAGAUUGUGGAUACAGACAGUGGAGUCCAUAUCAUUAAGAGAACUGCUUGAUCUCCUCCAAUGUAUCAAAAGUUGCCUGUUUUUUUUUUCCAUUGUCUUCUUGACCAAAGAUGAAGAUAGAAGAAUAAUAAGAAAAAGCUUUUGCUAUUGUGGUUUUAAUUCUGCAUGAUUUUUGAUACAAGCAAAAACAUAUAAUAAAACAAGAUAUUGUAUCUCUCAAUUUCUUCUUUAUAGCUUCAGAAUAACACAUCCCUGUUGCUGACU
This is a messenger RNA of Raphanus sativus (radish), 650 nucleotides long. RefSeq names its product peptidyl-prolyl cis-trans isomerase Pin1. The record is from RefSeq and is a predicted model, not a curated record. Gene Ontology annotation, molecular function: peptidyl-prolyl cis-trans isomerase activity. Bases 78 to 437 code for a protein of 119 amino acids. NCBI's taxonomy places the organism in Eukaryota, Viridiplantae, Streptophyta, Magnoliopsida, Brassicales, Brassicaceae. Gene Ontology annotation, cellular component: nucleus; cytosol. The transcript has 2 exons.